Umbelopsis ramanniana AG is the source of this 555-nucleotide messenger RNA. RefSeq lists its product as uncharacterized. The annotation marks the transcript as partial. Gene Ontology annotation, biological process: microtubule cytoskeleton organization; dynein-driven meiotic oscillatory nuclear movement; establishment of mitochondrion localization. Gene Ontology annotation, molecular function: tubulin binding. The record is from RefSeq and is a predicted model, not a curated record. Gene Ontology annotation, cellular component: cell cortex; mitochondrion. The transcript is spliced from 2 exons. Lineage: Eukaryota; Fungi; Mucoromycota; Umbelopsidomycetes; Umbelopsidales; Umbelopsidaceae.
AUGGGCUCAUGUUUAUUUUCAAAGUCAGUACAAGGCACUCCUCUGCCCACGCCUAGAUUCUUCGGCAAUAGCUCUACUAGCCUGCUUCCUUCAUCUAUCAAUACGUCAACGCCGACUAAACGAAGAUCUAAAGUUCCCGGUGGUAGUAAACGCAAUACCGACAUCGAGUUUGCUACCGAAAUAGGUCAAGGCCUACUCAUAGAAGUCCGCAAACUGCAAGCUGCGUUGCAGAAUAAGGAAGAAAUCAUCAAGCAAUUGCAUAUCGUCAAAUCAGACGAUGAGCGAACUACUGAAAUGUUGAUGAAGCACUUGAAGCAGAAGGAGGAAAGUGAAGAACGCUACAAGGAGCAAAACUGGGGCUUGGAGGUCACAAACGAGGAGUUACAAACCAGCCUUGCAGAGAGUAACCAGUUUGUCAAUAAGUCAAAAAUUGAAAAUGCUCGAUUGACGAAACAGCUGCGAUUGAUGUCUGAGCAGAAUGACGCGUUAAAAACCCAAGCGGAGAAGUGGGCCGUGGCAUCGGAAAGUACAAAAUUGCGCCAUGAGCAAGAUAUA